Molecule: messenger RNA, 3199 nt
Organism: Anopheles nili
Lineage: Eukaryota; Metazoa; Arthropoda; Insecta; Diptera; Culicidae
Product: transmembrane channel-like protein 7
Exons: 4
Coding region: 1-3198 (1065 amino acids)
Cellular component (GO): plasma membrane
Molecular function (GO): mechanosensitive monoatomic ion channel activity
Source: RefSeq, a predicted model, not a curated record
AUGUCCGGUGGUAAGGAUCGCCGGUCGCGGGCAAGCAAAACGCAAGGAUGGGAGGAAGCCGGUGGCGAGUUCUACCAGGAGAGCUAUCCUGCCGAUCUGGAGGGUAUGCAACGCGAUCCUUCGAAGAUCGCGACCCUGCUACCAUCGAAGCAAACGCGAAAUGCUACGACACGACGCGUUCGCCCGGCACAAGGACAAGACACAAAAGGAGGCACACGGAGAAGAGCCAGCUUCUCAACCGUAGCCCGACGAGGCUCGCAAUACCACGAGAUGCAGGUGGCCACUCUGCCGGAUUUGUCAGAGAACCUCAUCAACGAGGAGCGAACAUGGGAGGAGAUACGCGAGAUCAAAUCGAUGCCGGUACCGAUGGCGCAGAAGCGAGAGAUGAAGGCCCACCUGCAGAACGCGACCAAGCUACGCCUGCAGGGCUUCGAACAGAUCAAAUGGCGCCGGCGGAAAGCGUGGCAAAGCUUUCGCUCGAAAUGGGGCGAGUACCAGACGAAGCUGGAGCUGUGGCGCAUGUCACUGAAGACGAUCGAGGGCCAUUUUGGGACGGGAGUUGUCGCGUACUUUCUCUUCCUGAGGUGGCUCGUCUUCCUGAACCUGCUGCUGUUCCUGCUGAUAUUCGCGUUUGUCGUGUUGCCACAUCUUGUGCUGCGGGAACCGAGUGACCUACCCUGUGAUAUAACGACGGAUCCAACGUCCGUCCAGUGCUGCUCUGAGGGCUAUGAGAACGUUACACACACCGCACAGUUCUCUGUGCUGGAUCUCAUUCAGGGGACAGGUUUUAUGGAGGGUACGCUGCUGUUCUACGGCAUGUACACAAAUCAGAUCUACGGAUACAGUCCGAUGGAGGACCGGGCUUACCAUGCGGCACGUCAACUUCGAGCGUCAGUGGCAGCAGCUAAUGGAUCUGGGACAAUCGUGGAUGCCGGUUUGCUGGAGGAGAUUGCGGAGAUGGGCGAAGAUCAGAGCACAGAACGGCAGACGAUAUUGUACUAUGAUCUACCGCUGGUGUACGUGAUCAUCAUCGCGAUCUACUACAUCAUUACGCUGAUCGCGAUCAUGCGUGCGGUUGUGCGCCAGUUCAAGGAUCGCAUCGCUGAGGGCGAAGGCCUGUUCUAUCAGUACUGCAACCUGGUGUUCGGUGGUUGGGACUUCUGCAUCCACAACCAGAAGUCGGCCGACAUCAAGCACAAGGCGCUGUACAACGAGAUCCGGUCGUUGCUCUACCAGAAGCGGCUUGAGCACGAGCGCAACAAUCGAUCGCGCGAGUUCAUGCUCAAGCUGAUCGCGAUCCGCAUGCUGAUCAAUCUGAUCGUGUUCGUUAUCCUGCUGCUGGCGGCCAUCACGAUCUACGUGCUGUUCAACGUGUCACUGGCUGAGCUCGAGCCGAACUUUACGCCCACACAUCCGGUGAGCUUUGGUGAAGGUGUUGGCAACAGGACGCUCUACAUGAGCUGGCCAUCGUCGUGGUCGGUAUUCUCCUCGGCAUCGCAACGUGGAGCCAUAUCCUUUGCGAGCACAAUCACUCCUCUACUGUCUCCGGCAAGCGAUGAUGGUGCGUCAGGUGGUGCUUUCAAUUCGACUGAUUCGUCGAUCGAUCGGCUAACGUUGGAAGAAAAGCUGCGUGUGUUGUUCUACGAGUUCCUGCCGUAUCUUGCGAUCGUGUGCAUGAAUCUCGUCGUUCCGCAGCUGUUUAACUAUCUGGUGAAAUACGAGAAGUAUUCCCCGCUGUUCGUGAUCAAGAUCAGCCUUUUCCGGACGGUGUUCUUGCGGUUGUCCUCACUGGCGGUGCUGCUCAGUCGGUUCUACUUCCUGAUCACGCCCAUGAACGUCACGCAAAAGCUGAUGCUGCUGAUAAAUGCAUCGACCGAGCUGGGAGUGGAACAGAUAUCAACAACUACGCUACCACCGUCAACAACUAGCGUUGUGACUGCCAGCAUUGCUACCAGCACCGUGGCUUACAACUUAUCGGAGGUAAACGGGUCGUUCGUAGCGAAUCUGACGACUACCACGCUAUCGGUGCUUGGAUCGAUGCUCCUCGAUCAGCAGCAAGAUCCUGUAGCACAAGCGCAGACAGGGCAACAACCACCAUUGCUACACCAGCGUCAACAGCAACAGCAGCAGCAGUGUUACGACGAGCAGAACGGUGCACCACAGUGCUGGGAAACGUUCGUUGGGCAGCAGUUCUACAAGCUGUUUAUCGUUGACUUCGCGACGCACUUUCUCGUGACGUUCUUUGUGAAUUUCCCGCGGGCGUUGUUUGCGCGCCAUUCGAGCUCGCGUUUAGCAAAGUUUAUCGGGGAGCAGGAGUUUGAACUCUCGAAGCACGUGCUCGAUGUGAUCUACUCGCAGACGCUCUGUUGGCUCGGCACGUUUUAUACACCGUUUCUACCUGCGAUCGCCGCUCUGCUCACGUUUCUGAUGUUCUACAUCAAGAAGUUUGCUUGUUUGGUCAACUCGAACCCCUCUACGAUCUUGUACCGGGCGUCACGAUCGAAGUCGCUGUUCAUGUCGACCCUGCUGAUCUCAUUCACGCUCGCCCUGGUGCCGGUGGUGUAUGCGCUCGCCGAGAUAGUGCCAUCACGCUCGUGUGGACCCUUCCGAGGACUACCAUCCGUGUGGGAUCGAGCCAUCGCUGCCUUCAUGAAGAUGCCGCUAUUUUUCCAAAACGUCAUAUUCUACUUCGGCACGGCGAGUUUCGCGAUACCGUGCUUUGUGGUGUUGACUUUCUUCAUCUACUAUUACUACGCGGUGUCAACCGCCAACAGGCACAUGGUUCAGGUGCUGAAGCAGCAGCUUGUACUCGAAGGACACGACAAGCAGUUUCUGCUUAGUCGGCUCAGUCUGUUCAUCAAGCAGCAACAGGAGUACCAGAAACGCAUGAUGCGUCAAGCUGCCGAACAGCAACACAUGCAGCAGCAGCAGCAGUACCAUCAGCAAUCUGCAACACCUUCCAACACCGCAAAUAAUGUGAUACAGCAGCCUGGUUCGUACCAGCAGCCACCGAUUGUACCACCGCCUCGGACCAACAGCCAGUCGCAGGCCGCAGAGCCUACGCCCGCGUUACCGCCACGUGCGGACCGCGAUUCGAAACCGAGUAGCCGCGAUAGGCCCAAGGAUCUUCCUCCACCGCCAACUUCGGGCGGUGGUUCAGGCUUGGUCAGCAAUUCUGUUGGUGGUGACAUGAAGUAGA